Molecule: messenger RNA, 1235 nt
Organism: Venturia canescens
Lineage: Eukaryota; Metazoa; Arthropoda; Insecta; Hymenoptera; Ichneumonidae
Product: sulfotransferase 4A1-like
Exons: 5
Coding region: 4-1092 (362 amino acids)
Biological process (GO): sulfation
Cellular component (GO): cytoplasm
Molecular function (GO): sulfotransferase activity
Source: RefSeq, a predicted model, not a curated record
AAUAUGGACUUGAAAUUACCCAAGUACGAAGUGCUAGAAGAGAGUCUGACGAAAAAAAUGCUUGAGAAAUUUAAAGGCGAAAGAACAGGUUGGGUUAAGGUCGGCGAAAAGGGAUAUUUUUUUCCUCAUCGCUACGUGGAACAGGGCGAAGGAUUUUACAAGUUCAAGGCCAGAUCUAGCGACACGUGGGUUUUGUCCUAUCCCAGAUCAGGUACCACAUGGACCCAAGAAUUGGUUUGGUUGAUCAGCAAUAAUUUGGACUUUGAUACGGCCAAUAAGCGUUAUCUUUCUGAGAGAUUUCCAUUUUUGGAAUUCAGCAUGUUCAAUCAUCCAGAGGUGACGCAAGAAUUUGUCAAAUUGAACGAGGGCGACAAGGAGAAGAAAAAACUUUGCAAAGAAAUUUCCAAACCCGGAUACGAGGUUUUGGAGAAUCUUCUUUCACCGAGAUUCAUCAAAUCCCAUUUUCCACUUAGUUUGUUGCCCGGAAUUCUCGACACUGGAUGCAAAAUAAUAUACGUUGCUCGGAAUCCGAAAGAUGUUGCGGUCUCAUGGUACCAUCUCAAUCGAGCUAUCAGCACACAAGGCUACGAAGGAAAUUUUGAGGAAUUCUGGAAUUAUUUUCGAAACGAUUUAACCCCGUGGAGUCCUUAUUGGGAACACCUUAAGGAGGCUUGGGCUCAGAGACAUCAUCCAAAUUUACUUUUCUUGUUUUACGAAGACUUGCAAAUGGAUUUCCGGGGAGCGAUUGAAAGUGUUUCGAAAUUUCUCGGCAAAUCUUACAACGCCGAGGAAAUAUCCCAACUCAUGAAUCAUCUUGAUAUCAAAAAUUUUCGCCAUAAUCCAAUGGUCAAUUCAUCGGAAUUGCGAGCUUGUGGAAUUAUCACUCCUGGAAAUUUUGUGAGAAAUGGAAAGUCAGGAGGAUGGAAAGAAACUUUCACGGAUACGCUCGAAGCCAGUGCCGAUACGUGGAUCGAGGAAAAUCUCAAAGAUACUGACCUCAGAUUCCCUCAUUUUAGUGCGAAUAACAACAAUGAAAUCAUUUUGACAGAUUCGAUAUGUCACGUAGGAAAGACGAUAAAUUGCAAGCAAUGACCCGUUAACAUCGUGUCACUUACAUAUUGUUUGAUUAUUGCAAUGUUUCAGUAUUCAUCCGAGGGGGAAUGCUAAUUAAUUUGAAAAUUUACACUCAAUUUCAAUGCUCUUUUAUACAUUUUUCAAGUUUCCUUUCGAACUGG